Molecule: messenger RNA, 1281 nt
Organism: Chrysochloris asiatica (Cape golden mole)
Lineage: Eukaryota; Metazoa; Chordata; Mammalia; Afrosoricida; Chrysochloridae
Gene: PITX2
Product: paired-like homeodomain 2
Exons: 4
Coding region: 244-1059 (271 amino acids)
Biological process (GO): regulation of transcription by RNA polymerase II; anatomical structure morphogenesis
Cellular component (GO): nucleus
Molecular function (GO): RNA polymerase II cis-regulatory region sequence-specific DNA binding; DNA-binding transcription factor activity, RNA polymerase II-specific
Source: RefSeq, a predicted model, not a curated record
GCGAGACUGAGCGAGAAAGCUGGAGAGGAGCAGAGAGAAACUGCCAGUGACUGCUAGAUUUCGGAGUCCGCCGCGCCACAGUACACUGUCUCGGAACUUGGCACCCUUGGGAACCCUGCAGCCCUCUCGGGCCCUGUUUUCGGGCUCUUGCAGUACAACCCGCGCCUCGGCUCGCUGGAAAUCUCUCAGAGAAGCGGUGGGACGCGGAGACAACAGCUUUCUCCCGGUAGCGGAUAACGGGGAAUGGAGACCAACUGCCGCAAACUAGUGUCGGCGUGUGUGCAACUAGAGAAAGAUAAGAGUCAACAGGGGAAGAAUGAAGAUGUGGGCACCGAUGACCCGUCCAAGAAGAAGAGGCAACGGCGGCAGCGGACUCACUUCACCAGCCAACAGCUGCAGGAGCUGGAGGCGACGUUCCAGAGGAAUCGCUACCCGGACAUGUCCACGCGGGAAGAAAUUGCCGUGUGGACCAACCUCACAGAAGCCCGAGUCCGGGUUUGGUUCAAGAAUCGCAGGGCCAAAUGGAGAAAGCGAGAGCGCAACCAACAGGCUGAGCUGUGCAAAAAUGGCUUCGGGCCACAGUUCAAUGGGCUCAUGCAGCCCUACGACGACAUGUACCCCGGCUAUUCCUACAACAACUGGGCAGCUAAGGGCCUUACAUCAGCCUCCCUGUCUACCAAGAGCUUCCCUUUCUUCAACUCCAUGAACGUCAACCCCCUGUCUUCGCAGAGCAUGUUCUCCCCGCCCAAUUCCAUCUCAUCCAUGAGCAUGUCGUCCAGCAUGGUGCCCUCAGCAGUGACAGGCGUUCCGGGUUCCAGCCUCAACAGCCUGAAUAACUUGAACAACCUGAGCAGCCCGUCGCUGAAUUCAGCGGUGCCGACGCCAGCCUGCCCUUAUGCGCCGCCGACUCCUCCAUACGUUUAUAGGGACACGUGUAACUCGAGCCUGGCCAGUCUGAGACUGAAAGCAAAGCAGCACUCCAGCUUUGGCUACGCAAGCGUGCAGAACCCAGCAUCCAACUUGAGUGCUUGUCAGUAUGCGGUGGACCGGCCUGUGUGAACCGUACCCACAACACUCAGAUCCUAGGACCUUGCCAGAUAGGGCAACUUCAACUUUGAAAGAUUGGGAAUUAUGGUAGAAAGUCGUGGGCACUAAGAGAUUGAGAGAGAGAAGAUAGAAAAAAGGAAACCACUGAAUUAAAGAGAGAGCUCCUUUGAAUUCAAAGGAAUUUCCUCAGUGUGUGACAUCUUUCACUAAAAGUAUUUCCAACAACAGUUGCAA